AUGCCCGCCACCGCACCCGUCACCAUCACCGAGUACGUGUGGCCGCGCGCCGUGCCCGAGUGGCUCGGCGGCGGCGGCACUCUCGCGCUCUACGCCGUGGGCAUCGCCUCGCGUUGGGCGGUGCCGGGCAGCUCGCUGCAUGCGCUGCUCGAGCGCUCGUUUCCCGGCGGGGCCGACACGUUUGUCUGGAUCGCGCACAAUGUUGUCUUUUGGCUCGCGGCGGCGCACGCCGUCGAGGUGCUGCUGUUUGACAGCCUGCGUCUGCGCCGGCAUGGCGUGCCCCGCUGGUCGGCGCUCUGGUGGAAGUGGGAGCUGAGCGUCUUCAUCGAGGGCAUCGGCGCGUGGGGUCGCAUCGGCAAGGUCAUUCAGGAGAAGCAGGCGCUGCUCAAGUCGAAAUAA
Molecule: messenger RNA, 399 nt
Organism: Cordyceps militaris CM01
Lineage: Eukaryota; Fungi; Ascomycota; Sordariomycetes; Hypocreales; Cordycipitaceae
Exons: 1
Coding region: 1-399 (132 amino acids)
Source: RefSeq, a predicted model, not a curated record